Molecule: messenger RNA, 1788 nt
Organism: Topomyia yanbarensis
Lineage: Eukaryota; Metazoa; Arthropoda; Insecta; Diptera; Culicidae
Exons: 3
Coding region: 292-1788 (498 amino acids)
Molecular function (GO): nucleic acid binding; zinc ion binding
Source: RefSeq, a predicted model, not a curated record
AGCUGGGUCGCUAUUGUUGGCGCCUUUGAAAAGUUUUAUUGAAUUUUCUUUGUGAUAAUUUUUGUGCAAAUUCAAAAUGGCGCAGAUGAAUAUGGCAGCCAUGAUUGAACCAUAUCGCAGGAGUUCUUCUUUCGCUAACUGGGUUGAACGAUUGGGAUACUUUUUUGACAUGAACAAUGUGAAAGAGCAAGCAAAAAAGCUCAUUUUAUUACCUUGAGUGGGCCAAUUGUAUUUUCCGAAUUGAAGCUGCUGUUUCCCACGACUAAUUUGUCGGAUGUAUCCUAUGAGACAAUGAUUGAUAAGCUUAAGUCUCGCUUUGAUAAGAAGGAAUCUGAACUGAUUCAAAGGUACAAGUUUAAUAAUAGAAAGCAAAACCCGGGAGAAUCUGCUGAAGAUUUUGUUCUGGCAGUAAAGCUCCAGGCAGAAUUCUGUAAUUUUGGGACCUUUAAAGAGGCAGCAUCCCGAGAGCGUAUUGUAGCUGGGUUACGGGAUGUACAAUUGCAAAAAACAUUACUAAAUGAGUCAAAAUUGACAUUAGAUUCCGCUGAAAAAAUAAUAGCGAGUUGGGAAUUAGCUGGGAAUAAUGCGAAAACUCUGGGUAUUGGUGCUGGUGAUGAACAAAUUGCUGCACUAAAGCAAUCGGAAAGCAGGAAAUGUGGGUCUGCUUUAGAAAAACUUGCUGUUACAUAUGACAGAGCUAGAAAUCUGAACCAGAGCCCUCAAGCAGGGGGAAGCAGAGGUUCCAUAAAAAGCCGUUUAUGGUACAAGCCCUAUAAUACCCAUAGUCAUGCUGGGCCGAGAGAAGGCAGAUCUUGGGAAAAGCAUGUGCGAUUCCAACCAGCUGACUAUAGAAGAAGUCGAGAUGAGCAGCGGUAUGAAACCCGUUCUUGCGAUUUUUGUGGAAAAAGAGGACAUCUUAAGCGCAAAUGUUUUAAAUUAAAAAGUCUUAGGAAAGAUGCAGUAAACUCUGUGAUUUCAGCGGGGCCAGAAGUGAACAGCCUAGGUGAUCUUUUUCACAGGAUGAGGACGGAAACAGACAGCAACGACGAGAAGGACUUUUCAGGUGAACUUCAAUGCAUGCAUGUUUCUUCUAUUAACAAUAUUAGCAAUCCUUGUUUAAUUGAAAUGGAAGUGGAAGGUAAACCACUGACAAUGGAAGUAGAUUGUGGGUCUUCCGUUACAGUUAUAGGGAAAGAACAAUAUUUGUCGUCUUUUAGUAUUCCCUUAUUAAAUUCUUCCAAACAGUUGAUUGUUGUCAAUGGGGCCAAGCUGAAGAUUGAGGGUGAAGCAAAUGUUAAAGUUAAAUUGAGGGAAAAAGAAGCAAUUUUAAAGCUGUUAGUACUAAAUUGUACUAAUGCGUUCAUUCCUUUGCUCGGACGCCCAUGGCAGAGGAAUCUGCUGACGUUUAACUGCCAAGGAAUUAGCGUACAGGUGCCGCAGAGCCCUGUGAACCCUCGGGUAUUGUGCCCUAAACGUAAAGGAGGGCCCUUCUCGGUGAAUCCAAUACGGUAUCGUCCGUGGCCCAUUGAUCGAGCCAAAGAAGGAAGACGCCGUAAAGUUCCAUUCCCGCCACGCCACCCAUCCGCCGUUACAAUCGACUGGAGCCUUUGCGACCCCCGCAAAUCGGGACGCCAUAGCUGUACCACCAGCACCAACAGCAAACCCAACGAACUGCGAGCAUCGCCGGAAUCACCAGCGAGCGCUCGCCAUCAGCGAACACCACGAGCAGCCCAGCAUCGGUACGUACCGCAGCAGAAAGCGAACUUGAAACCUACAAUAGCCCAAUAA